AUGUACAAAAUUCUACGCCGCAUAUCCAGCUCGUUCUUUCCUCGACCAGACCGGCCAUGGAGCGAAGACGCCACGUCGACUGCCCCCCAAAUCGGCCGGAAACGGCGCAUGAGCUCGCCAGAGCCCGACGCGGACCCGGACACGCAGCCCUCAGCCAAGAGGCGUAGAGCGGACUCGCCGGACGCGUCGGACGAUGCAUCACACAGAGACGACUCGCCUGCGCGUGUGGGGAAGGCGGAGACGGAGACGGAAGAGGUCAAGCAGGUCACCAAGGGCGUGGGCGAGGUUGAGCUUGACGAAGGUUCCGUUCCAGAGACUCCUUCCGCUGCCGAGGCUGCCGCUAUCCCCCUCCCCGAUUCUCCGGUUCUCCCGCCGACGGAGACUACAGACGAGAUCGAGAGUCAGAGCCCACCGGAAGAGUCUGCUGCCAUCCUAGCAGUCAAAGAUGAAGGAGAAGUUGUUCAGCAGGCCGAUGGGACUACAGAUCUGGUGGAAUUAUCGACCGUGGGUGCAGCGGAGGAAGAGAGCCAUGAUACAGAUGCCGAUGCAGAGGGGGAGGACGAGAUCCCCGGCCUGACCGCAGGAUCCGACCAGAACUCGCCGACCGCCGUCGACCGCUCCACCCACACAGAAAAAGCUGGCCCCGUUGAUGCGGCAGCCUCGAUAGCGAUCGAAACGUCCGCCCCUGGUCCUUGA
Messenger RNA from Fibroporia radiculosa, 696 nucleotides. RefSeq lists its product as uncharacterized. The coding region runs from base 1 to 696 and encodes 231 amino acids. Lineage: Eukaryota; Fungi; Basidiomycota; Agaricomycetes; Polyporales; Fibroporiaceae. The transcript has 2 exons. The record is from RefSeq and is a predicted model, not a curated record.